AUGGAUGGCGUGCCUGUGUCUGGGCCGCGUCGAUGCCACGCGGCAGGACUGUACAUGUGCCUAUGGACGGCGAGCCUGUGUCUGGGCCUGUUGGGCACACGGGCCCUCCAGUGCCCGUUCGUCGUUGCAGGUGUGCGCGGGCCCGCGAGGGCAGGCCCCGGAGCCCCGGCCGGGGGGCCCGAGGCCGACGGGAGCGCAGGCACCGCGAGGGCCAGCCAGGCCGCGGGGGCCACCGACGCCACGGGGGCCGCCGAGGCCGAAGUGGCGGCCGAGCCUGGUGAUGCCCGGGCCCGCGGACGCGUCACGCCCGCACCAAAAGAGGUGCCCUUCCCAUGA
Prorocentrum cordatum is the source of this 336-nucleotide messenger RNA. The record is from the annotation of a GenBank genome assembly. NCBI's taxonomy places the organism in Eukaryota, Dinophyceae, Prorocentrales, Prorocentraceae.